Messenger RNA from Hypoxylon fragiforme, 2090 nucleotides. Its product is annotated as FAD-binding domain-containing protein. Gene Ontology annotation, molecular function: FAD binding; Delta24(24-1) sterol reductase activity. Gene Ontology annotation, biological process: steroid metabolic process. Lineage: Eukaryota; Fungi; Ascomycota; Sordariomycetes; Xylariales; Hypoxylaceae. Gene Ontology annotation, cellular component: membrane; cytoplasm. Bases 173 to 1813 code for a protein of 546 amino acids. The transcript has a single exon. The record is from RefSeq and is a predicted model, not a curated record.
GUUGCUUACGGUAAUUAAAGUUUACAUCUCUUAUAUUAAAAUUACCGAGUAUUAAACAUCCUUACUCCUUAACAGUAUACAUACCCUUACUCCUCAAGAGUAUACCUAGGUACCUACUUAGAGGAGAGAAAAAAAAAGAAAAAAAAAGAAAAAAAAAAGGAAAAGGAAAAAGAUGGAGCGCCACAAGCAAGCUGUGCGCCUCGUCUCGGCAUCGGUGCGCACGCUCUUCGAGCGCGGGGAGCCGUACCGGAUCGCGCACGGCAGCACCAACAGCACGCGGCCCCCCGCGCAGAAGGCCGGCGCCCGCACCGUCGACAUCAGCGCCUUGCGCCACGUGCUCUCCGUCGACAAGGCCUCCCGCCGCGCCCUCGUCGAGCCAAACGUCCCCAUGGACCGCCUCGUCGAGCACACUCUCCCUCUCGGCCUCGUGCCCCCCGUCGUCAUGGAGUUCCCCGGCAUCACGGCUGGCGGCGGCUUCGCGGGCACGGCGGGCGAGAGCAGCAGUUUCCGCCAUGGGUACUUUGACGAGAGCGUUUGUGGGGUGGAGAUGGUGUUGCCGGAUGGCGAGGUCGUGUUUGCGCGGCCCGGAGAUGGAGAGGAAAAGGGCGCGGAGCUGUUCCGGGGCGCGGCGGGGGCGCUGGGGACGCUGGGCGUGACGACGUUGCUGGAGCUGCAGCUCAUAGAGGCGAAGCGCUUCGUGCGCACGACGUAUAGGCGGACGAGCAGCGUGGCCGAGGCCGUGAGGGUCGUCCAGGAGGAGUGCGAUGCUGCGAAGGGGAAUGACUAUGUCGAUGGCAUCCUGUUUUCCAAGAACCACGGGGUUGUUGUGAGUGGAAAGAUGACGGAUGAGGGCCCCGGGGACGGCGAGAGCAUACACACGUUCAGCCAUGCGUGGGACCCGUGGUUUUACUUGCAUGUGCGGGAGCUUACUAAGGCGCUUCCUUCAUCGGCAUCUGCGUCUUCGUCCUCGGCUUCUUCUUCUACCCAAGGCAUCGUCACCGAGUACAUCCCGCUAGCCGAGUACCUCUUCCGGUACGACCGCGGCGGGUUCUGGGUCGGGGAGGCCGCCUUCGACUACUUCCGCCCCCUGGUGCCCUUCACGCGCUUCUUCCGCUGGUUCCUCGACGACUUCCUCCAUACGCGCAUGCUGUACCGGGCCCUCCACGGCAGCGGCGAGAGCGCCCGCUUCGUCGUCCAGGACGUCGGCAUGCCCUACCCUUCCGUCGAGCCCUUCGUCGACUAUGUCGCCGAGAACCUCGACAUCUGGCCCCUGUGGCUCUGCCCCCUCAAGACCCCCGCCGGCCCUAGCUUUCACCCGCACCUCCGAUCUUCCCCUGCCACCUCCACUGCCACUGCUGCUUCCGAUGGUGCCAAAAAUGCGGCAACAGGGGGCAUGAUGCUCAACAUCGGCGUCUGGGGCUGGGGCCACAAGGACCCCGCCGCCUUCGUGAAGGCGAACCGGGACCUCGAGCACCGCGUCUCCGCGCUCGGCGGCAUGAAGUGGCUGUACGCGCACACGUACUACGACGAGCCCGAGUUCUGGGCCCUCUACGGCAACCGCCCCUGGUACGAGGCCCUGCGGCGCAAGUACAAGGCGACCUCGCUGCCGAGCGUCUACGACAAGGUCAAGGUGCACGUGGCCCCGAGGAGCGGCUGGAAGCCCUGGCUCAAGUCGCUGUGGCCCGUCGGUGGCCUGUGGGGCAUCUGGAAGAGCAUCCAGAGCCGUGAUUACUUGCUGCACCGGAACGCGACGUGGAAGUGGAAAGGGGGUGCUGUGGGAGAAGGGGAGGAGGGGAAGAAGAAGGUUUCUUAAAGCAUUCAUGGAUAAGGGGAAGUUAUAUAUCAUGCCUACCUAGGUAGGUAGGUAGGCACCCGUAGGGUGUUGUGUUCGUGGUUUGCAUUUAUUUGUGCGCCUCUAGGUAUCGAUCCGAGGCAUCUCUGUACCAUCACCCAACGCCAUCACGUUAAAGGAAUAGAUUAGGUAGGUAGAGAGCGGGAUAUAUAUCGAUAGACUAUGUAGCUACCUAUAUGUAAUCAAUUCUGUAUAUGUAUGCACCAUGCGGACUCAACUUACAUAAUGUAAUCUGGGU